This is a messenger RNA of Alligator sinensis (Chinese alligator), 6274 nucleotides long. RefSeq names its product zinc finger protein 345-like. The transcript is spliced from 5 exons. Gene Ontology annotation, molecular function: DNA-binding transcription factor activity, RNA polymerase II-specific; RNA polymerase II cis-regulatory region sequence-specific DNA binding. The record is from RefSeq and is a predicted model, not a curated record. Gene Ontology annotation, biological process: regulation of transcription by RNA polymerase II. The coding region runs from base 1978 to 4482 and encodes 834 amino acids. NCBI's taxonomy places the organism in Eukaryota, Metazoa, Chordata, Crocodylia, Alligatoridae.
GGUUUUGGUUAAUGGUCUCAUUAAUAGCUUACAGCCAGGAGAGGAGGACUAGGGUGCAGGUUAUUGCCAAGACACCCUAAGGAGCAAGCAUCUCCAUCUAGCUUUCCCAAGUUUACCCAAAGCUCCUCAUUCCCUCCCUCUCCCUCUCCAAAGCUCUGUUGGUUUUAAGUCCUUUCAACCAUUUUUCACAAGUGGAGAGAUACUGUGGUUCAGGAACACCCACACGAUGCCAAUUUAGUAUUGUGGAUAGAGGCUUGAGCCGGGGGGGCUUUGGUUUUUCUAGGAGGAACCCCUUCAUAAAUUGAUACCAAUCUCCAACAGUGGGCACAUCUGCAUGAGAUGUUUACUGAGCAGUAGCCUAAUAAUGCUGUGCACUAGCAUGCUAGGCAAAACUAGUGCUAAUACACUACUGUGCAGUGUUAUUAGGCUACUGUGCAGUAAAUGUCACUUAAACCCCAUGGGCUAGUGCUACAGUGCAGUAGAGCAAGUUACUGGGCAGUGAUUUAGUACUAAUUUAGUAUUUAGUCCUGAGUACUGAUUUAGUAUUAAUGCACCAUAGUUACUGUGCAUUGUUUACUACUUGAAUAACCACCCAAGUACUAACCUUAAUGCACAGUAACUAUGGUGCAUUUAUGAACAUGUAGACGUGCCCAGUGUGUGACAUGAAAGUUGCCUCUUUCAUGAGGGCUGCAGUCCUGGCCAGUCCAAUGGACACCACCAAGCUGGGUCUGAUGACUUCUCUCCCAGGUUUGCCAUAAGUGAUGGUGCUUUUCCUUUGACUCUAAGCCUGCUGAGAGAUCUGAUUAGGGGGCAACAGGGAGCACAGGGAGCUACAGAGCAGGAAACAAAGUACACACAAGCAGAAAGCCCAGCAUCCAGCCAAGAUGCUUGUUCUCAGACUCAAAGGGGGACAUGGAGGUGGGCUCCUGGACUUAGAGAGUUCUCAGGGGCAUUUCCCAGUGACACUGGCUCUUGUGUUAUGCACACAGCAGCUUUCUGCAGUCUAGGAGCCAGAAAGAUGAACCCUUUAGUGGGCCCUAGGCAAACAAACUCUUGGGUCCCUACUUAAUACUGUAUAUUUAUAUUACUUUUCUCCACCCAAUAAUUAUAAUAUGUAAAAUAAGCACAACUGGGUCCCUUCUUCACUUAGGGCCCUAGACAAGUGCCUAGUUCGCCUAUGCAUUAAUCGGGCCCUGCCAGGGGCAGAGAAAGGUUCUAGGCAAGCUCCUCCUGGAUCACAGCUUGGUUUAAUUUGGGGAGGGGGGGCUUCAUCAGCUGUUGCCACUAGAGGGCUCUGGGUCUUGCUCAAAGAACAGAAGUUGCUCUUCCUUUUGCUCUGUAUUUCCUCUGCUUGGCCUGCGCGGGGGUUGAGUUUCCUGGGUGAGACGGAUGCAGCUGCAAUUCCGGAAGCCUGAGCUGCUCCCCCACUUGUGCCAGGGAGACCUUCAUUCGAGCCCCUCAGUGCCCAGCCAGGGGGGCUUUCUCUGCUGGCUGGAUCCAGCACGCUGAGCACUGCCCGCGCCAGCUCCUGACUCAGACACCCCAGGGGAUGGAGAGAGAAAGCGCUGGGGACCAGCAGGGCAGGGGCUGUCUGCACACGGGGCCCCUCUGCACCCAGUGCUGCUCUGCAGGGGCCUGCGAGACCCAGGGCCGCUGCCCUUAUUGACAUGCACAGGAUUUAGCCCAGGAUUGCCGGAGCCUGCUGACUGCAGGGAGGUGAAUGGCCCAGGACCUGGACAGCGACCACAGGGGAAGGGUUGAAGCCAUUGCCAGGCAGAAGGUGAAGAAGUUCAGACAUCACAGGCUCUCCCAUGAAACAGGGCUUCUGGUUCCUGCACAGUCAGGGGCCUCGUCCUGGGAGCUCCUGGGACUGAAUCAGAGGCAGGUGUGGUGGCAGGUGCUGAUGGCUUUCCAUGAAUUGUUUGCGCCUGUCACUCGGGAGCAGUAGGGAUCCAGCAAGCCCUUCCCAGGGACGCCAUGCAGGAGAACUAUGAGACACUGAUCUCUCUGGCAGAAGAGAUGGCCAUCAGCCUGCCACGGAUCACAGCGCUGGCUGAGUCCCACCGCAGGGGGCUGGUUUCAGCAGGAUUUCCAAUUUCUAAGCCUGACCUGCUCUCCUGGAUGGACCGGGGGGAUGAGCCGUGGGUCCCAGACCUCCAGGCCUCUGAGGGCACAGAGAUCCCAAGAGAUGCCAGCCCAGCAGGCGAUGGGUCAGCAAGUGAGAACGAGGAGGAGGAGGAAGCGGGGGAAACACUACAGGGAGCCUCUGGGAAAGCAGAACCCAGCGAGACAUCCGCAGAGGACGAAGGGGAAGACACCCCCAGCCUUGAGCCGGAGGGGAAGGCACAGAGCCCUGUGGGGGAGACUCUGGCCGCAUCCCCUCCCCAGCCCGGGGAUCCCAGGCCACUGGGGUCUGAGAAGCCCUUCCGCUGUGCAGAGUGCGGGAAGAGCUUCAGCCAGCGCUCAAACCUGAUCCGGCACCAGCGCCUGCAUGCCAGCGACCGCCCCCACCGUUGCCCUGACUGUGACAAAAGCUUCAGUGACCCGGCUGGCCUGGCCAAGCACCAGAAGGCGCACGCAGCUGGGAAGCCCUUCCAGUGCGGAGACUGUGGCAAGGGCUUCAACUGGAGCUCGCACCUAGAGCGGCACCGGCGCAUCCACACUGGGGAGCGCCCCUACACUUGCGCAGACUGUGGCAAGGGCUUCAGCGUCAGCUCCCACCUGGAGCGGCACCGGCGCGUGCACACGGGUGAGCGCCCCUACAAGUGUGAGGAGUGCGGCAAGCGCUUCACAGUCAGCUCCACACUGGCCCAGCACCGCCGCACACAUGCCAGCGACCGGCCCCACCGCUGCCAGGACUGUGGCAAGGCCUUCAGCCUGGGCGCCACCCUUCUUGCCCACCAGCGCAAGCACCGGGGCGAGAAGCCCUUCCCCUGCCCUGACUGCGGGAAGAGCUUCGGCUUUGUCUCCCACCUGGAGCGGCACCGGCGCGUGCACACUGGGGAGCGCCCGUUCCAGUGUGCCGACUGCGGCAAGGCCUUCAGCCGCAGUUCCCACCUCUACCGGCACCGGCGCGUGCACACGGGCGAGAAGCCCCGACAGUGCCUCGACUGUGGCAAGAGCUUCCACCUCAGCGCUACAGGGCAGCUCCGGGCUGGCCGGGAUCCCAACAAGUGUGCUGAGUGUGGGCGCCGCCGUCCCCCGCCACCUCCCCCACCCCUGCCACCGCCAGCUGAGCACGACCCACUGCCGCCGCCUGCGCUGGUUCCAGGCUGUGUGGACAAGCCGCACAAGUGUGCAGAGUGUGGGAAGGGCUUUGGGCAGAGUGCAUCAUUGGUGAAGCACCAGCGCACGCACACGGGGGAGCGCCCCUUCCAAUGUGGGCAGUGUGGCAAACGCUUUGGCUGGUGUUCGGCACUCAUCAAGCACCGGCGCAUCCACACGGGUGAGCGCCCCUAUGCCUGCGCUGACUGCGGCCGGGCUUUCAGUGUCAGCUCCCACUUGGACCGGCACCAGCGCACGCAUGCUGGUGACCGCCCCCACCGCUGCCCCCAGUGUGGCAAGGGGUUCAGUGACCCCGCUGGCCUGGCCAAGCACCAGAAGGCACACGCAGCUGGGAAGCCCUUCCAGUGUGGGGACUGUGGCAAAGGCUUUGCCUGGAGCUCACAUCUGGAGCGGCACCGGCGUGUGCAUACAGGUGAGAAGCCCUACACCUGCACAGACUGUGGCAAGGGCUUCAGCGUCAGCUCCCACCUGGAGCGGCACCGGCGUGUACACACUGGGGAGAAGCCCUACAAGUGUGAGGAGUGUGGCAGGGCCUUCGCCGUCAGCUCAACGCUGGCCCAGCAUCGCCGCACCCAUGCCAGUGGCCGCCCCCACCGCUGCCAGGACUGUGGCAAGCGCUUCAGCGCCCUGGCCCAGCUCGUGGCCCACCAGCGGGCGCACCGGGGCGAGAAGCCCUACCCCUGUGCUGUGUGUGGCAAGAGCUUUGGCUUCGUAUCCCACCUGGAACGGCACCGGCGCGUACACACUGGGGAGAAGCCCUACAAGUGCCCCGACUGUGGCAAGGCCUUCAGCCGCAGCUCCCACCGCAACCGCCACCAGCGUGCCCACACUGCUGCCGCCGACCGGCCACUGAAAGGAGCAGGAGGGACCGAGUUGGGGAAAGGUCCUGCUCCCUUGGACUCUGCCAAGUCCCCGCAGGGCCCGGCCCCUGCCACAGAGUCCUCCCUGUCCCUCCUGCCCACCUGGUGGGGGGGAGACGGGGAGAGGCGGAACAGCCAGCCCCCGGGCUGGCCAGAGGACACCAUGCCCUAUGCCAGACCUAUCCCCCACACCAGUGGUGGGCUCCGGGGCUGGGGCAUGAAGGCUUUCCCCCCACCAGAUGUGCCGCCUACCCCAUGGCGGCUGGGAGAGGGCAGCUCGGCCUGGGCCUCUGCACUGCCCCAGGAGGCCUGGUCCCAACCACCCCCAACCUCUUAAUCUGCCCCCUACUCCUACCCAGAGCUGUGUGCUGAGGUCUAACAGCAUUGACAGUCCCUGACCUUGAGCCUGGCCAGUCCAGCUGCUCUCCAGGGAGAGGACAGGUGGCAGGACCCGUUGCUCCCAUCAGCCUGCCUGGGAAGUCAUCUAGCCACAGGGGCCAGCGCCAAUCUUGCCAUCCCCAUCCCCAGUCCUGCUCCUGCUACUCAAGCAGCUUGGUUGCUCCAGGGAGCCCCACCUGUCAUGCAGAAGGGAGCUGGGAAGGGGGUGGAUGAGAGAGCCCCUGGGGGUGAGAAUCAGAUGUGUGGGGAGGGUGGGGGAGCAUCCGUGUGGUGUGGAGCAGAAGGGAAGAAACCGGGGUUCCCCCUGGAACCAGCAGAUGGGGGGUCAAGGGGAGGACAGGGCUUGGGGAAGCCCAUGGCGGGGAUGAGCGGAGAGGAAGGAAGGGAACAAUUGCUGCUUCCUCCUGGGCAUUGGCUGAGAGAAGGCAACUGAUGCCAGCACCAGUGUCUGAGCAUUGCACAUCCGGAAUGCCUCCUUCCUCAUCAGCUGUCAGAGGUGUCACAUGUAUACUGCUACCCUGGUGUCAGAUUGAUAUCUUUCCCCGUCAGCCCCUUGCUCCUGGUAUCAACCAUGCUGUUCUCCCUGGUCUGGUGUUUGUAGUGUCCUGUUCUAUCACCUCCACCGCUCCCAAGCUGCUGUCAUGCGGAUGCCCUUCCCCAUCAAUCUCCCUUUCCCCCAGCAUCACAUUUUCACUGUUCACCAUUAACUCCAGUGACACCAUUCAGCAAGUUAUUAUUAGAGUCACUAAGUAAGGGAGACAUUUCAGAGGAGACUCCAGGACUUUUUCUGGCACUGACACAGUCCAGUCAUGGAGGAAAAUGCUUAAACAGGGUGGGAGGGGAAAGAAAUUAAGACCUCUAUCCCUUCAGUAGCAUGGGAGACUGCCAAACAUAAGAUUGAAGCGAUUUUGGGAUAUGGACAAAUUUGCACUUAGGGGAUGGGAACUCUUAACUCCCUGCAUGUGUGAGAGGAGAUCCUGGGGGUGGAAGCAUUCGUUGCAUCUGACAAAUAGGCUGUUGCCUACAAAACAUUAUACCUAUCUGCACAAGUUAGUCUCUAAGGUGCCUCCGUGGCCUAUCUUCUGCCUGAAGGUGGACUAUAGAUUCCUCUGCUGCUUAACUGACUAUACAUAAAGAAUAGGGGAGGGAAGGAAGGAUCCCCAAAUUUUUAGAAGAGAGAUACCAGACUCUGUUACCUCCAGGCUCUAGGACAAGUGUAGGAUCAGAAGAGAAGCCUGGCUCACCCAUCACCAUCCAUCCCUACAUCCUGCCCAAGGACAGAGACCCUGCCUGUCACACACACACACAGCCUGCUCACAGCAGGAUCCCCCCCAAAGGGAUAAGAAGCCUUAACUGAGUUCAAAGACACAACCCUGCUUGGGCCUGUGAUAGAGCUACGGUGUUCUGUUGCCAGAACUGUGGUGUGAUCCAUUUCCAGUGAAAACGGACUCGGAUUACCUGGGGAUGGGCUAUUGGCUUUUCUUACUGGAUUUGAGCGUGUGCGUGGGUGUGCAUUUUCUCUCUCCAAUUGCCUUUCCUCUUAACUUCCCUAGGCUGCUACUCUGCAAGGUGACAGGACCCUUGAGAAGCAGAAGGCUGUGAUAUUGUCCCCUCCCACCCCUUUAAAUCCAGCACCUUGAGGUGGGCUCCACAUGUUUGGGGUGGGCACAACAGUUCUUUUAUUUUAAUUUGUACAUUUCAUGAGCUGUAAUAAAGUAGCGCUUUCGAUU